AUGACCGAUGCUCUGAUUCCCACAGUUCCAAAUACCACUCGUCAAUUGGCACCUGGUCCGCCACCCGUUCGCUUGUCAACAUACCCAAGCAGCUCAUCAUCAUGCCCACCAAGGCGCAAUAUUAUCAUUGACUCGGCCAGCGGCGCACAACAGGAGAUGCUUGGUUUUGGACACGCUUGGACCGACAGCACCGUCAGUGUGUUCAAGUCCCUGGAUAGUGCUACCCUCGCCCGUGUCCUGGAAGAUCUCUUUGGCCAGAAUGGCAACAACAUGGGCUUUAUGCGACAUACCAUUGGAUCGUCUGACUUGUCAGGCGAACAAUACACCUACGACGACAACGGUCCCAGCUUUAACGAAGGAGAGCCUGACCUCGACCUGUCCAAUUUCAGCCUGGGCCCGUAUGGUACUGGUCAGGCCGAAUUCAUCGCUAAAAUGGGUGCUGUCAAGGGCGAUGUCUUCCUCUUCGGUUCGCCAUGGUCAUAUCCUGGAUGGACAAAGUACAAUGACCUAUUCAUUGCGCCGAAUCUAAAUGUGGACGGGGGUGGAAGCUACAAUAUCCUCAACAACAGCUUCAAUCCAGCGUACGUCCCGCAAAUGGUGGGAUACUUUUCCAAGUACGUCGACGCAUUUCGCGAUAUGGGAGUUCAGGUCAAUGGUAUUACCCCAAUGAAUGAACCGCUGAACUAUCAAGGCGGCUACCCUUGCAUGUUUCUUGACCCAGUAGAUGCAGCAAGCUUGAUCGCUCAGGGUCUCGGUCAGGCAAUGCACGACCGCGGCGUUAUCAUCAUGGCAUAUGACCACAAUACCGAUCAGCCAGUGUAUCCCGCCCGUGUCAUUCAAGGAACGGGUGGUGAGGGCGCUCUUACUGAUGCAGCAGCAUGGCAUUGCUAUGCUGGUCCCGUGGCAAACUACAGCGUAAUGUCGGAUUUUCAUUAUGCCUUCCCCAACACGCUGCAGUUUAUGACGGAAUGCUCCAACUACCUUCCGCAAAGUGGGAGCUGGAAUUUCGAAGUGGCGUCGAAUUUCAUCCCGCCUGUGACGCACGGUGCUUCGGCAGCCGCCAUGUGGGUUAUGGCGACAGAUCAGGAAUAUGGGCCCCAUUCACCGUAUGGUGGAUGUGCUGGCUGCCAGGGAAGCGUUAUUGUGAAUUCAUCCACGCAAUAUACGCUCACGAACGAUUAUUACAUGGUGGGCCAGUUUUCACGUUUCGUCCGUCGAGGCAGUGUGAACUAUCGGAUCCUGGGAGACGGAAACGAGGGCGAUGCGAGACAAGUCAACCAGUUCUAUACUAUGGCGGUGCGCAAUCCAGAUUCGAGCUGGGCGGUGAUUAUGAUGAACAAUAUCGGCAGCGACCAGGAUGUAGUGGUGCGAUUCAACAACGGCGAGACUGACAUGUGGCAAGGGACAGUGCCAAAUGCCACGGUGGUAACAUGGCUGCUGCCGCCUCAGGGUGUUGGUGCUGCUCCUCCUGCUGCGCCCUUUGCGAAUGGGACGGCAUCCACCACCGGAGGAGGGAGUGGAGUGGGAGCAGUGUGUUCGACAGCAAGCACUUCUUCGAGCUCAAGCUCAUCCACUAGUAGCACAAGCACCCUCGAAUUAGUGCCCAACACGACACAUACAAUUGCCUCGUCUACUCUGACUAGCAGCAGCCAUGGCACAAGUGACGAUGCUGAUGGGACCAGAAUGCGGCAAGGCUGA
Molecule: messenger RNA, 1698 nt
Organism: Cladophialophora bantiana CBS 173.52
Lineage: Eukaryota; Fungi; Ascomycota; Eurotiomycetes; Chaetothyriales; Herpotrichiellaceae
Exons: 2
Coding region: 1-1698 (565 amino acids)
Biological process (GO): glucosylceramide catabolic process
Molecular function (GO): glucosylceramidase activity
Source: RefSeq, a predicted model, not a curated record